CAGAACAGUAUAAUAAGAGGUCUUUUCUGUACUAUAUAAUGUACAACUUUAACAAAGGUACAAAUCUGUUCUUUAAGGAACAUUAUUUGUACCACUGUGUACCUUUUUUCUGAGAGAGUAUGAUAUUAAGACAUUUUUAACACCUCAAAUUGUGAAAAGCAAAUUAAUACCCUGCACCAUAAUGUUAGAUAGCCUAUAGUCUUGUUACACAUUAACUUUUGAAAUGUAAUAAUUCAUUCCAUAUGACAUGUUCCUCAAAUAAAUUCCACCAUUAGUAUCAAGUAUGCUAAAUGAUUCCCCAAGUACAUUUGUGAUAAUGUUUUUAUGUGUUCACUCUGACCUCUUUCUGAUAUUUUUUUAGAGAGUAUUAGAAAAAAAACACCUCACAGCUUGUAGACGGGCAAUUUUAAGAGGCAAUCUUGGAUAAUCACACUGUUGGAUAAUCACACUCGUGCAUUAUCAAGGUCACGGUAAUGACUGAACUAAAUGAUAUAGUUAAGCGAAUUAAAUUAACUAAUAAAGCAGCCCAAUGUUUCACUGAGGUUCAUAAAUUAUUAUCCAUCAUGUAAUCUUUCCUUUGACCUGUUAUAGAAAACAGCAUUACCCAAAAUGCACUCUGAGGGAAACCGAGCUUCGCUUUUUUCCGAGCUCAGCCAAACAGCCCUACAGACAGCACUCAGACCUGCAAUGCCUGAAUCCACCGAGUUUCCUCCGUUUAGACUCGGCGAGUCUCGGUUUGAUCAGGGAUCAUUUUAUGGUAGGUUGAGACACUUCCUGGAUGUGAUUGACCCUCGCACACUCUUUGUAUCAGGGAGACGUUUAAAUGAAUGUAUGAAACUCCUGGAUCAGUUCAAAAAUGGAACUCUUCCUCCAGGUGUGACUAAUGGACAGCUUUGGAAAGCCCAGAAGAUUAAGCAGGCCAUCAUCCAUCCAGACACAGGAGAGAAGAUCCCCAUGCCCUUUCGCAUGUCAGGUUUUGUGCCCUUUGGUACUCCAGUGGUCGUAGGCCUAUUGUUACCCAAUCAGACAUUUUCUUCUACCAUCUUUUGGCAGUGGCUGAACCAGAGCCACAAUGCCUGUGUCAACUACUGCAACCGUAAUGCAACUAAGCCCACGCCAAUAUCAACGUUUUUCCAGGGUUACCUGGGUGCAGUCAGCAGUGCAGUUACUAUCGCAGUGGGGCUGAAUGUCCUUAUUAAGAGAGCUGAGCAUUUCAGUCCGGCUACGAGGAUCCUGGUCCAGCGGUUCAUCCCAUUCCCUGCUGUCGCGAGUGCCAACGUGUGUAAUGUUCUACUGAUGCGCCACACUGAGCUGUCAGAAGGCAUCAGUGUACUAGAUGACAAAGGCAAUGUGGUAGGCACCUCAAAACUGGCCGCUCGACAUGCUUUGAUAGAGACGUCCCUGACCCGUGUGGUGCUGCCCAUGCCUGUUCUCCUGCUGCCGCCAUUAGUGAUGUCACUGCUGGAGAGAUUCACGUAUCGGAGCUGGAGCCGGAGAUCUCUGCUGCUACACACUGCCAGAUCCUAACCUACAACAAGGGUCUUUAACCAGUUAAAAUGCUGGACAUCUGCCAACUAAUGUAUUUUUCCCUGAUGGUAAAAUGCAAAGUGUUAUUACAGUGUUUGAUUGCUUCUUG
Messenger RNA from Danio rerio (zebrafish), 1636 nucleotides. The record is from RefSeq and is a predicted model, not a curated record. Lineage: Eukaryota; Metazoa; Chordata; Actinopteri; Cypriniformes; Danionidae.